AUGAGUGUCGAAUCGUCAAAACCGAUUCGAAGUAGUGAAGAAGGACUUCAAUCUCAAGACCUAUCAAUCAGAAGUCCAACGAGGCGAGUCUUACCACCUAAAAAAUCUCUUGCUCUCAAGUUAUGGGACUUAUUACAACCACUAGCGAGAUUAUGGGGACUUGUUACUGCUGUUGUUCUAAGCGGAGCUGGCGCAGAACUAAUGGUUCUUGGUUACGAAGUUGCUCCGGGAUUUCUAGUUGGCGCUGCAUUAGUUUUCCUCUUGGAAACAAUGUGGGUGGUGGCGCUUUUCGUGGAUCUUUUGUGCCGGCGGGGAGAAUACACACACUCGCUGCGCUGCUGGGACUUAAUGCGAUGGUCAUGCGGUAGAGCCCGGGCACCAUUUUAUGCGUGCGCUGCCACCGCCAUCUUGUUUGCUAACCUAACGCUUUUAGCUGCUGUUGCAGGUGGCUUGUUACUUGGGUUAGCUGCUUUGCGUGCUGCGGUACCGUUUUCACCUUAUGCUAGUCAUGGACCACACUCACCCAGAGCUGGUAGCUCGUUGCUAAGUCAGUACGACUCGCCUCUGCCAGAUGUUUUCUAUAACGCCGCGCAUUCCAAUGAUGACAGAUGCGAAGAAAUGACUGUUCUGAAAGAAAAUACUCCGGAAAAAUCGCGAUCAGUCACGCCGAAACCGCCUCUCCUUGAACUCUGA
Messenger RNA from Parnassius mnemosyne (clouded apollo), 693 nucleotides. The record is from the annotation of a GenBank genome assembly. Lineage: Eukaryota; Metazoa; Arthropoda; Insecta; Lepidoptera; Papilionidae.